AUGAAUCCCCCUCUUGAACUUUUCGUCCUCUCGUGGGGUGUAUACCCCCGUCGAGUUCUAACCUAUCUCGCUGAAAAGAACCUCCUCAAUUCACCUCUCAUAAAAAUAUCCGAAAGCACGGCCUCUGAAACUGGUGAACUCUCUGCUCCUCGCAAACCCAAGGGCUCCGUCCCCGUUCUACGCCUCCCCGACGGGUCGUUCAUCAAGCAAUCCAUUGCUAUUCUGCUGUACUUUGAAGACAUCUGCGACCGCCCUGAAGAACCCUGGCAAGUUGAGCUUUCCAAACAGGCCAAGGGUAGCAUGCUGGGUGAGACAGCGGCAGAAAAGGCAAGAGUGAGGGACAUGUUGUGUCUCGCAGAUGAAAUCACAAGUCAAUUCGUUCUAGCCUGCCAUAAAGGCACAGCGUUAUUUGUACAACUGGAGACGACAAAUGCCACUGCUUCGAAGCUCAUAAUGGAGUAUUGCUACAAGAACUUGAAGCUUUUGGCAAAGUACUAUGACAACGAUUCACGACUUAAUGGGGAUGAAGGAAAGGUCAAUGUUGCGGAUUGUGUGCUUCAAGCAGUUCUGUAUUUUGGGAAGGAUGUAUAUGGUUUGGAUCUUGUGGUUGAUCCUGAGUUGGCCAGUUUGAGGGCAUUCUAUGAGUGGAUGGAGAAGAGGGACAGUGUCAAGGUGGAAUUGCCAUGUCCCGAGUGGAUUCAGCAGUUGGCUAGUCAGUGGCUUCCCGUUGAGUAA
This is a messenger RNA of Fusarium coffeatum, 735 nucleotides long. RefSeq lists its product as uncharacterized. The transcript has a single exon. The coding region runs from base 1 to 735 and encodes 244 amino acids. Lineage: Eukaryota; Fungi; Ascomycota; Sordariomycetes; Hypocreales; Nectriaceae. The record is from RefSeq and is a predicted model, not a curated record.